Paracoccidioides brasiliensis Pb18 is the source of this 1626-nucleotide messenger RNA. RefSeq lists its product as uncharacterized. Gene Ontology annotation, cellular component: nucleolus. Gene Ontology annotation, biological process: ribosomal small subunit biogenesis; ribosomal large subunit biogenesis. Bases 1 to 1626 code for a protein of 541 amino acids. The transcript is spliced from 3 exons. The record is from RefSeq and is a predicted model, not a curated record. Gene Ontology annotation, molecular function: RNA binding; DNA binding.
AUGGCGAAUAGCAUCGAGGAACGGCUACGCAACCAUGCUCAAGCCUUUGAUGGAUUACUAUCGUUGAUUCCAGCAAAAUAUUACUAUGGUGAAGAUACAUCUAAUCAGUGGCAGCGGAAAAAGCAAACGAAAGAGGAAGCUCGCAAAGCCAAACGUGCAAAGCUCGACCCUGAUGCCUCGAAGACUGCAAAGGAUGUAAUGGUCGAAAAUGCCCGGAAAAGGAAGAGAGGGGAAGAGGGAGAAUCAGAUUCCGAUAAUGAUGACGGCGAUGUGGAACUAGACAAUAAAGCACCAACAGAGGGUCUUAUUGGGGGUCAGAAUGAAUUGAAGAAGCAAAAAAAGGCAGACAAAGCAGAAGGAGGCCAGGCCAAAGACAAGGAUGAAAAUUCAGAAGCUCUCAAAAAGCGACAGGCCCAGAAGGCGGAGAAAAAGGCAGCGAAAAGGGAACAGAAGAAAUUGAAAGUAGCAGCCAAGCUAGAAAAGAAGCAAAAGGCCGCCAAGUGGAGUACAGAAGAAGCUUCUAAGGUGAAUGAGAAGCGGGAGGGCCUUAAACAACAAAAACAACAGGAGGUCGUGCCCAAUGCAGACAACGAUGACGAAGUAGAUGAAGACAUCACCCCAAUAGAAGGAUUUUCUGCCUUGCAAGAUGAAGACAAUGCAGAACCAGCAUCCUCCGCCUCAUCAUCCCCCGGCCCUAAUUCACAACCCUUGGAUCCCUCCAACCCUCCAUCCGGGUCGCCCUCCAUUUCCUCAAUCGUCCCUCCUGUUUCCCCCUUCUCCAACUCCAAAGCAGAAACAAAAACAAUACCACAAACAGAAACCACACAACCCCCAACCAAGAAGCCCACAAAUCUAACACCAGAGGAGCUUAAGCAGAGAUUACAAAAACGCAUAGAAGAGCUACGAGCCGCACGGCAUGCCGACGGCUUCAACGGCAAGCCCGCCCGCAACCGCCAGGAACUCAUCGAAGCAAGAAGACAUCGCGAAGAACAGCGCAAAGCACAUAAGAAGGAGAUGCGCCAGAAAGCGCGCGAGGAGGAGCAGAGAAAAAGAGAUGAGGCUAUUGCAAGACGAUUCUCACCGCGUGGCUCUGGCUCACUACUUGCCUCCCCCGGAUCCCCGGCUGAUUCCAUCUCCUCGAUCCCGAACAACUUUUCCUUCGGGCGUGUUGUCUUCGCAGAUGGCCAGCAGGCGGAUCCCACCCUAUCCACGCUCCUCGACGAGAAGAAACGCAAGGGUCCACAGGAUGCGCAAACUGCGUUGAAGGCGCUGGAAGCUAAGAAGGCCCGGUUGGCGGGGCUGGAUGAGAAGAAGAGAGCGGAGAUUGAGGAGAAGGAUAUGUGGUUGAAGGCCAAGAAGAAGGCGCAUGGGGAGAAGGUGAAAGAUGAUGUGUCACUGUUGAAGAAAACGUUGAAUCGUAAGACGGGGAUGAAAAGGAAGAGUGAGAAGGAGUGGAAGGAGAGGAUUGAAGGGGUGGUUAAGGGGAAGGAGAUGAGACAGAAGAAGCGGGUGGAGAAUUUGAGGAAGAGGAGGGAGGAGAAGGGCUCUAAGGUGGGGAAGAAGAAGGGGAAGGGUUCUGUGAAGAAGAGGCCUGGGUUUGAAGGGGGGUUUAAUGCGAAGAAGUAA